Molecule: messenger RNA, 2214 nt
Organism: Nerophis lumbriciformis (worm pipefish)
Lineage: Eukaryota; Metazoa; Chordata; Actinopteri; Syngnathiformes; Syngnathidae
Source: RefSeq, a predicted model, not a curated record
AUGGCGUUAAUCCUGUUUACGAGGUCCAGGGCACCUUUAAUGACAACUUCCAGGUCGUUAAACAAGGAUUUUAGGAAAGCUAAAGGGAAAAUAGAAGAUGCUUCCUGCUUCAACUGCACGGCGUUAAGGCUCUCCAUUCAGAGACAGGACAGGUUCCCAUUAGUGGACGCGGCCCGGCUCUCCCACUCGGGCCCGUUGCUCCGGUGGCCCGAAGGCGCCCGCCCCAUCUCCUGCUGGCGGCGCCUCCCGGGCUCAUCCCCCCCGCCGUUCCCGGCCGGACUGCGGGGGCGAGAAGUCGCAGAUGUCCGGCGUCUCCACAUCUCUUCGGCCCUGCUUGACGACUCUAAGGUGGAAAAAUCCCUGCGCUCGCUGAAGGACAAGAAGAAGCUGGAGGAAGGCGGUCCGGUGUACAGCCCCACAGCCGACGUCGAACCCGUCAGACGGACGCUGCGGCAGCGGGUGCUGGAUGAGGUCAAGCAUUACUACCACGGCUUCAGGCUGCUCUUCGUGGACACCGGAAUCGCCGGGAGAAUGCUGUGGAGGGUGCUUAAUGGACACGCCUUGUCCCGCCGGGAGAGGAGGCAGUUCCUGCGCACGUGUGCGGACGUAUUCCGACUGCUCCCCUUCCUUGUGUUCAUCAUUGUCCCCUUCAUGGAGUUCCUACUGCCCGUGGCGCUCAAGCUAUUCCCCAACAUGCUGCCGUCCACCUUCGAGACGCAGUCCAAAAAGGAGGAGAGGCUGAAAAAAGAACUGCGCGUCAAGCUGGAAAUGGCUAAGUUCUUGCAGGACACUAUCGAGGAGAUCGCGCUUCGCAACAAGGCGGCGCAGGGCGACGUCACCGAGGAGUUCUCCACCUUUUUCCAGAAGAUCCGGGACUCCGGCGAGCGUCCCAGUAACGAGGAGAUUUUGCGCUUUUCCAAACUAUUCGAGGACGAGUUGACACUAGACAACCUGACGCGGCCCCAGCUGGUUGCGCUGUGCCGCCUGCUGGAGCUGCAGUCCAUCGGUACCAACAAUUUCCUGCGCUUCCAGCUCAUCAUGAAGCUCAGGAACAUCCGCGCUGAUGACAAGUUGAUCGCCGAGGAGGGCGUGGAGAGCCUGAACGUGAACGAGGUACAGGCCGCCUGCCGGGUCCGAGGGAUGAGAUCGCUGGGCGUCACCGAGGAGCGGCUUCGAGAGCAGCUGAGCCAGUGGCUGGAGCUUCACCUGAAGCAGCAGAUCCCCACGUCCCUGCUGCUGCUGUCCAGGGCCAUGUACCUCCCUGACACGCUGUCUCCUGCGGACCAGCUCAAGAGCACCCUGCAGACACUCCCCGAGAUGGCGACCAAGGAGGCCCAGAUGAUGGUGGCCGAGAUGGAGCUGUCCAAAGUGGACAACAAGACCAAAGUGGAGACCACGCUGCAGGAGGAGGCGGCCAUACGCCAGGACAACGAGGACAGGGAGAUGGAGAGGCUGGCCGAUGCCGCCGAGAAGGCCGCCAGGGACAACGGGUUACCGGAAGCCGAGCGAAGCUGGCAGAAGGCGUCUUCUGCUGACGCCCUGAGGGACCCGGCGCCCAUACUGGAAGGGGUUAAAGGCGAGGAGAUUACCAAAGAGGAGAUCGACCUGAUCAGCGACGCCUGCUCUAAGUUGAAGGAGCAAAAGAAGCUGCUGACUCUGGAGAAAGAAGAGCUGGAAGACCUCAAGGAUGACGUACAGGAGUACAACGAGGACCUGAAUGAGAUCAAGAAGGAGCUGUCCAAGACGGGCCAGGAGAAGGCGGUGUGCGAGUCCAAGGCCAGCCAGCGUCUGUCCAAGAGGGUGAACCGCAUGAUCGGACGCAUAGACAAGAUCAUCGGCGAGCUGGAGAAGGACAAAGUCCUCCUGGACGGACAGAUGGACAGCGGAACCACGCCCCCCGUCGGUCUCUUCUACACCUUCAGGGAGAACCUGAUCAGCAUCGACGAGCUCAUCGGCGUCAUGCGGCAGAUCCAGAACAUUCCCGAGCAUAAGCUCCAGAGCAUCGCCGAGGCGCUCGACGACAACCGGGACGGGAAGAUCGACAUCGACGACGUCAUCAAGGUGGUGGAGCUGAUCGACAAGGAGGACAUCGACAUCACCACCACGCAGGUGGCCGACAUUAUGGUGAUGCUGCAGAAGGAGGAAAAGCUGAUGGAGAAGGAGAAGGCCAAGGAGAAGGCGGAGAAGGAGCAAGCGGCCAAGCUCAACGGCUAA